CUGGAACUUCUGCAUUGAGCAUAGACAUUAAAACCAGAUUGAGCCUCCCCCUCCCCUCUCGGGGCACUGCAGACCAGACUCAGGUUUAAACAGAGAGGAUUAGCUCCCAGUAUGAGGUCGAUGAUUGCAGACAGGGAGGGAGUCAUGCUAAUGAUUGAUGAUGAGUUUCUCAUAUACGUUUUCCUUGUUGGAGCCCGCCAAGUUAAAAAUAAGUGAGUAAACACACUCUGAAGAAGUAAUUUGCAUAUUUUGAUGGAUCAAGUUGAGGACUGAAGUUUUGGAUGCUCUGACAUUACUGGAUCCUUUAUUAUAGUCUUCAUGAUGAGAUCAGUCUGCUCUCCUAGACAUUGACUUGAGCUUCCCCAGGCCCGAUGUGCCCAUGAAGCCCUUGUUUCAUUGCAGGCUUCAGAAGCUGAGGCUAUAAAGGGACAAGAGGACUAAUCUGCAGCCUUAGUCUUGGUCCUGGACUUCUCUUUAGUCCUUUAUCAGUCCUCCCUGUUCCCUGCCAUAUCCCCUCACCGUUCCACUGCACCACAGCCCCGGCCUCACCUGUGGCCAACAUGGGCUGGUUCCUCCUCCCAUUUGAUAACCCGCUGUGUAUAGUCCUUGGCAUAUCCUUCACUGUGGGAUUCAGCUCGCUGCUAGUCAUAGUCGUGCCGGCCGUCCUUGGAGUGUCCAUUGGGAUCCGCAGACUGUACAUGAAGAGUCUUCUCAAGGUCUUUGAGUGGGCUACUGUGCGGAUGGAGAGAGGCGCAAAGGAGAAGAAUCAACAUCUUUAUAAACCCUAUAGUAAUGGUAUCAUAGCUAAAGAACUGUCAUCUCUGGAGCAGGAGAUCCAGGAGCUCCGUGCCAGCGGCACCACUCUGAGCUCUGAGCCUGAGUUUGAGAUGGCGGACAUCAUGUAUUUCUGCCGGCGGGGAGUGGAGAGCAUCGUGGAUGACGAGGUGACCAAGCGCUUUUCUGCUCAGGAGCUGGAGUCCUGGAACCUGCUGACCCGCAGCAACUUCAACGCCCGCCACAUCAGCCUGCGACUCAGCGUGCUCUGGGGACUGGGUCUCUUCAUCCGCUAUGGCUUCCUGCUGCCACUCAGGGUUACUCUGGCAGCCUCUGGUAUUGGUCUGCUUGUGGUCUUGACUACCAUAGUGGGCUUCAUACCAAGCGGCUGGUUAAGGACGUACCUCAGUGAGAAGAUUCAUCUGAUGUCUUAUCGCAUCUGUGUCCGAUCCCUCACUGCCAUCAUCACCUAUCACAACAGUGAGAACAAACCAAAGAAUGGAGGCAUCUGUGUGGCGAAUCACACAACUCCCAUUGACGUCAUCAUCCUGGCCAAUGAUGGCUGCUAUUCUAUGGUUGGCCAGAUCCAUGGUGGUUUGAUCGGGGUAGUCCAGAGAGCCAUGGUGAAAUCCAGCCCCCACAUCUGGUUUGAGAGAUCUGAAGUCAAAGACCGUCACCUUGUGGCCGAAAGGCUUAGCAAUCAUGUAGCAGACAAAACUAAACACCCCAUCCUCAUCUUCCCAGAGGGCACAUGCAUCAACAAUACCUCAGUGAUGAUGUUCAAAAAGGGCAGCUUUGAGAUAGGCUGUACUGUCUACCCUGUGGCCAUUAAGUAUGACCCUAGGUUUGGCGACGCGUUCUGGAACAGCAGUAAGUUUGGGAUGGUCAACUACCUGCUGAGGAUGAUGAGCAGUUGGGCCAUCGUCUGCAGUGUCUGGUACCUUCCACCUAUGAGCAGAGAGGAGGGAGAGGAUGCGGUGCAGUUUGCCAACAGAGUAAAAGCAGCCAUCGCCACGCAGGGAGGACUGGUGGACCUGCUGUGGGAUGGAGGGCUGAAACGAGGGAAGGUGAAAAAUACGUUCAAAGAGGAGCAGCAGAAGCUGUACAGCAAGGUGCUGGUUGGAGACCAGGAGGACCAAGGUGAAGACAGACCACAGGAAGAUGAAGAAGAUGAAUUAGAAGAGGGGGACCAAAAUGAAGACAGACCACUUGAAGAUUACACACCCAGACCACUGGAAGACUGCUCUCUGAGACUACAAGAAGAAGAGGAGAGAGGCUCAGAGACACCAAUGAAGGACCAAUGAGGGUGGGGGUUCCAUUCCUACCAGGUUAUUAAGUGUCAGCGGAGCCCCACUCACUGUCUUGGUGAGGCACUAGACCAGAGGAUUUAUUGGAUUGGAAGCCUUAAAGUAAUUUCAAUAACAAUGAACUACUCAGAGACCAUUUCAAUAGCAAUUAACUACUCAGAGACCAUGUAGUGCAACUGAAACAGUAUCAUUUUCUACAGGCUGUAAGCCACAUACUUUUGAGUUUGUGCUGCACUAUGCACAGUCAUUUUAUGAAUGUUAACUGUUUUAAUACUGUAUUUAAAUAUUUAUCUUUAAUAUUUUCUUUGUAUUUAUACUAUUUUGACCAGUAUAUUUGGGUAAUUUUGGGUAGUGCAAUUAGGUCCCCCAAAACUUGAUUAAAACAAUGUAUCAUAAAGAGGACAUGUUAAACUUAAUAAAAUUAAUUUCAGCCUG
Molecule: messenger RNA, 2516 nt
Organism: Oncorhynchus nerka (sockeye salmon)
Lineage: Eukaryota; Metazoa; Chordata; Actinopteri; Salmoniformes; Salmonidae
Product: glycerol-3-phosphate acyltransferase 4-like
Exons: 13
Coding region: 561-2078 (505 amino acids)
Biological process (GO): triglyceride biosynthetic process
Cellular component (GO): endoplasmic reticulum
Molecular function (GO): glycerol-3-phosphate O-acyltransferase activity
Source: RefSeq, a predicted model, not a curated record